UUGCACUCUUUCCAGCUGGCUCAUGCAAAUCACGCAUAUGCAAAUGCUUUACCUCCAUUUCAAGGAAACAUACUCGUUUAAAAGCACGUAGAAGACAUUUCAGCAAAACACUCUUGAAAAUUCUGCAAAUAAUCGACUCUGUUUCAGGCAUCAGCCAUGUCAAAUGCACGAUCAUCAUCAACAUCAAGGCCAUCAUCAGGGUCAUCACCUAGUCAUGGUAAAAGUAGCAGCGUGGCCGUGACAGCACUUGACGGAGUCAUAAACGUAAACUCUCUCUUUACCUUAGCCAUUUUCGUGGGCCUAUCAUUUGCAUCUCCCGGUAAAAAAAGUACUCUCAACAGCCACCAAAGUUGUCAGCCCGGAAUCUUAACCUUGAAACAUCUCGUAAUCUUCGAAGUUCUUUCUUUCAGUUUCUUCCUUCUCUCUUCACUCGUUGCACAGGCACUAAAGCUCUCUCUCAGCCUUCUCAGCAGUGCAGAACUCGCUGACGGAUUCAGUGUUCACGUUAACCGCACACUUUUGAGGACGGGAAUGCUAAUCACUGCUAUUUCCUCAGUAAUGGGUUGCUUGUUUCUGAUGGUUUCAAUGUUGAAUGUGAUUGAGAUUAAGCUGGGGUUGUUGUCAUGUGGAGCUAAAUCUACUAUACUUGCAGUGACUUCGUUAGUGAUUUUAGUCGUAUCAGGUCUUUUGGUUUAUAUUUUUGCUGCUUGGUAUGCAUUUACUCAUGCUACUAUUCACCAUCCAAAGGAACCAGAUAGUUCCUAGUCUGUUUAAUUGGAUGUUUGUGAAUUGUGAUUGUUUCUGCUUUUUCUUUUUUCCACAACAAAUAACGGUAAAGAAGUUUGAUCCUUACUAUUGAGUCUUGUUUGAGUUUAUCCUUGGUCCGUAUGUAUAGUAGUUGGAGUUUUGUAUUAUUCUUUAUAAUAAUUGAUUAUCUUAAGAUUUCAAUUUGUUGC
Molecule: messenger RNA, 956 nt
Organism: Capsicum annuum
Lineage: Eukaryota; Viridiplantae; Streptophyta; Magnoliopsida; Solanales; Solanaceae
Exons: 2
Coding region: 157-765 (202 amino acids)
Source: RefSeq, a predicted model, not a curated record